UCAAUUCAGGGGCAAUUGGAAGAUUUGAUAAGCCAACUGCCCAAUGAGUUGCUGCACGAGAUACUCUUGAAUCUUCCCACGAGUGAGUCUGUUAGGACAAGUGUCUUAUCGACCAGAUGGAGAAAUCUCUGGCAAAGUGUUCCUGGAUUGUAUCUACCUCACCUAGAGGUUAUGCAUUUAGGGUCUAUUUGGAUUCCGAGUGAUGUGGUUCUAGAGAUGCUUAUCUCAUGCUCUCCAGUUCUUCAAGUCUUGAGCAUUUAUAAUAUCGGAGUGGAACUUUUGAAAGUGCGAUCUCAGACGUUAAGGAGCUUGAGUUUACUAGAUAUAUAUAUCUAUAAGGUAGAAUAUGAUGAUGACUCCUUCAGAGUAGCGAUUGUUAGUUCGUCUAUCAAGAUGUGUAUCGAUGGCAACUAUGCUUACUCUAAACUGCAACAACUGCCUGAAUUUAAGAACUUGACCCGUUUGUAAGCUUUUUCCCAUUCCGACUUUUCAGAGAUGUUGCCUGUAUAUCUCUCCAGCUGUCCCAACCUAAAAUCUAUAGACUUGGAGCUUCAUGGUUAUCCAAAGAUGGAGGAAAUUGCAAGCUCACCUGUGCCACAAUGUCUCAAAACAUCCAUUGAGAAUGUCAUCAAAAUGACGCCCAAGGCUGGCCAAGAGAGAAGCCGAAAAGCUGAAACAGAGUUUGCUAACUACAUCUUAGAGAAUGCAACACUUCUCAAGAAGCUCACUCUAUGGUUAGAUGAAGAAGAAAACGAGUGUAGCAGCGUCCAUGAGCAAAUUCAUCUCACGUUUCGAAAUUGCACUUUUGUAGAGGUGAAGAUAGGUAGAGUAGCAUCGAAAUUUUGCCUAGGUUAUAUAUUUGAAGCUAAGCCCUUUAGUCGUUUUCUUUCUUCUUCGAAUUCUUAUUAUUGAACCUAUGAUGAUCAAGUUUACGGUUCCAGUUUAGUAAUACUUGUAAGUGUAUUGUAGAUAAAUUGAGUCGAUGAUGAUGAUC
Arabidopsis lyrata subsp. lyrata is the source of this 994-nucleotide messenger RNA. Its product is annotated as putative FBD-associated F-box protein At3g60710. Gene Ontology annotation, molecular function: protein binding. Lineage: Eukaryota; Viridiplantae; Streptophyta; Magnoliopsida; Brassicales; Brassicaceae. The record is from RefSeq and is a predicted model, not a curated record.